Molecule: messenger RNA, 2163 nt
Organism: Papaver somniferum (opium poppy)
Lineage: Eukaryota; Viridiplantae; Streptophyta; Magnoliopsida; Ranunculales; Papaveraceae
Product: probable arabinosyltransferase ARAD1
Exons: 3
Coding region: 28-1581 (517 amino acids)
Molecular function (GO): glycosyltransferase activity
Source: RefSeq, a predicted model, not a curated record
AAAAAGAAAAAGAAUGUUAAACAUACGAUGAGUGAUCGAAGCAAACCCAGGAAACCGAAAAAACAAGGGCGAUCUUCUUUUCCUUCUCCAUCUUCAACGUCAUCUUCUUCCUCUUUCUCUUCUCUUCUUCCAUUAUCUUCAUCAUCUUCAGAUGGAGAAAACUUAACCUUAAAGAACACAUCAUUCUUAAUCUAUCAGAUAAAUUCAAAAAUGGGUAGAAAAUCUCCCUGUCUUAAACCAACCCUAGUCACAAUUCUUACCUUUGUAGCUCUAUAUGCAUUCUUCAAUACUUUUCUUACACCUAUAAACCCUAAUCCCUUAUCAUUUGAAUCUUCAUCAAAUUCACCUUUCUCAAUCUUAUCUUCUUCUUCUUCAUUUAAUUCUCCUCCUCCUGUUAAAGUUUAUUUAUACGAUCUGCCGAGAAAAUUUACUUAUGGUGUUGUUGAGAGUUAUCUUAAAGCUCGUGAUCCGUCCAUUACAGUUCCUAUUGAUGAUGUUUUGAAUCUCAAGUAUCCAGGGAAUCAACAUUCUGCGGAAUGGUGGUUAUUCUCGGAUUUGAUUAAGGAAGAUCGGUACGGUUCUCCGAUUGUUAGGGUUUUGGAUCCAGAAGAUGCUGAUUUGUUUUAUGUACCAUUCUUUUCGUCUUUGAGUCUGGUUGCCAAUCCAAUUAGACCAGUUAGUGGUGUCAAUGUGAAUAGUAAUGUCGGUGGUAGUGUUUACAGUGAUGAAGAAAUGCAACAAAGUUUGAUGGAAUGGUUAGAAGAACAAAUUUAUUGGAAGAGGAAUAAUGGGUGGGAUCAUGUUUUUAUAUGUCAAGAUCCAAAUGCACUCUAUAAAGUUAUUGAUAGGAUUAAGAAUGGGAUUUUGUUAGUUUCAGAUUUUGGAAGAUUAACAAGGGAUCAGGCUUCUUUGGUUAAAGAUGUUAUUUUACCUUAUUCUCAUCGGAUUAAUCCUUUUAAAGGUGAAAUUGGUGUGGAGGGGAGGAAUUCACUGUUGUUCUUCAUGGGAAAUCGGUAUCGAAAGGAGGGUGGCAAAGUUCGUGACCUCCUUUUCCAAGUGCUUGAAAGUGAGGAAGAUGUCAUUAUAAAACAUGGUGCACAGUCCAGGGAAAGUCGACGUAUGGCAACACAAGGGAUGCAUUCUUCAAAGUUCUGCUUACAUCCUGCUGGAGAUACACCCUCAGCCUGCAGACUGUUUGAUGCCAUAGUCAGCUUGUGCAUUCCAGUGAUUGUCAGUGACCAGAUUGAGUUGCCCUUUGAAGAUGCAAUAGACUACAAAAAAAUUGCUAUCUUUGUAGACUCUGACACUGCAGUAAAACCAGGUCAUCUUACUAAAAUGUUAAGAAAAAUAAGAACCGAGAAGAUUCUGGAAUACCAGCGAGAGCUUAAAGAGGUAAAGAGAUACUUUGAGUAUGAUGAUCCAAAUGGAACAGUGAAUGAGAUAUGGCGCCAAGUUACUCUGAAGCUUCCCCUAGUAAAACUGAUGAUUAAUCGUGACAAGCGUCUUGUAAGAAGGGAGCUAAGUGAACCAGACUGCUCUUGUCUUUGUUCCAACAAGACAGGGGCCCGACCCACAUUCUGAUAUUUUAAAAAAUCAAUGAACAAGCACCAGUUUACUUAGUGUAGAGCUUUAAGUAUAGUCAUUCAAUAGUAGCAGAAGUUCUAAUCCUCUCUCGUCCAAUACAUUAUGACCAGAUCAAGAUUUGGAGAUUAUUAGGUAUCCAAUGAUACGAAUACACAACCUUAAUUCUUCUUCAUCGAGCCACCAGAAUAUGCAGCACGUUUCUCAUGUUUCAUUGCAGGGUAUAAUUGCAGUUUCCUUGAUUUUGAUAUACAACAAAAUAAGGGUUCGUCUCUGUUUUCCCCCAGGCACAUAAGGGUUCAUGUCUGUUUUCCCCCAGGCACUUCCCAUAGAUAUUGAAGGCACUCCUGUUUUCUUUUUAGUUUUUCGUUAUAAAAUAGAUCUUUUACUUUCUGUAUUAUUAGUUUCCAGGUUUUUUGUUAGUGUAAUUCACAGAGAAGGCUGACUUUAGCAACAGAUGGAGAAUGAGAUUGUUUGUUGUAAUAUAGUCUUUGUAUAGGCUAGAUGAUAAACCGAGAUAAACGAUAAGAAUAUAGAUGAUAUUAUUGAUUUUGCAUCAGUUUAUUAGUUGAUUUUGGUCCA